UGACGUCAUCGCACGGCGCCGCGUCCCGCUGGGCGCAGGGAGGGGGCGGUGCGGCCGGGCCUGGCCCGGUGGCCCGGGGCCCCGUGAGCGGCGGGAGAGGCGGGACGGAGGGACGGAGGGACGAUGCUGUUCUCCCUGCGGGAGCUGGUGCAGUGGCUGGGCUUCGCCACUUUCGAGAUCUUCUUGCACGGCCUCGCCCUGCUGGUGUUCUCCGUGCUGCUGGUGCUGAAGGUGGACAGCGAGGCCUCGCCGCUCUCCUGGUGGGUCGUUUUCGUCCCCUUCUUCGUCGCAGACGGCCUCAGCACCUACUUCACCGCCAUCGUGUCGGUGCGGCUCUUCCAGGACGGCGAGAAGCGGCUGGCAGUGCUGCGGCUCUUCUGGAUCCUCACCAUCCUCAGCCUCAAGUUCGUCUUCGAGAUGCUGCUGUGCCAGAAGCUGGUGGAGCGCACGCGGGAGCUGUGGUACGGACUCAUCAUGUCGCCCGUCUUCAUCCUUCUGCAGCUCCUCAUGAUUAGGGCCUGCCGUGUGAACUGAGCCUUUGGGGCCGUCCCGGCCCGGCGCUGUGCAGUGAGGCUGGGCGCAGGGUUUGGGAGGAGCACGCCGUUCUGCUGCGGAGCAUUUUGUUUCUUCAGAAACUGCUUUUGCAUUUCAGGCUCACUCAGUCCGUGGUGUGAGUCUUAAAAUAUCCCAAGUGCAGGCACUUUAUGGUAUGCCAGGUGUAUUAUUUUAAAAUAAAAGUGCAUGGAAUAA
Molecule: messenger RNA, 750 nt
Organism: Lagopus muta (rock ptarmigan)
Lineage: Eukaryota; Metazoa; Chordata; Aves; Galliformes; Phasianidae
Gene: TMEM203
Product: transmembrane protein 203
Exons: 1
Coding region: 124-534 (136 amino acids)
Biological process (GO): intracellular calcium ion homeostasis
Cellular component (GO): endoplasmic reticulum
Source: RefSeq, a predicted model, not a curated record